This is a messenger RNA of Erythranthe guttata (spotted monkey flower), 1538 nucleotides long. RefSeq names its product nucleosome assembly protein 1;3. Lineage: Eukaryota; Viridiplantae; Streptophyta; Magnoliopsida; Lamiales; Phrymaceae. Gene Ontology annotation, biological process: nucleosome assembly. The record is from RefSeq and is a predicted model, not a curated record. Gene Ontology annotation, cellular component: nucleus.
CUAUUUCCCUCCUCCCUCUCUUUCAUAAAUUCCUCUUUUGUCGAUACAUAAUUUUUCCUAGGUUUUCGAUUUUCGAUUUUCGAUUUUUGAUUUUUGAUUUUUGAUUUUCCCCUUUCUCUCUCACGAAUCCAAUCAUGAGUAACCCCAAGAAAGAGAGCUUCGAUAUGUCCGAUUUCGACUCCUCCCUCCCCGCCGCCGCCGCCGCUUUGAGUGCAGAGGAUCGUGCGGGUUUAGUAAACGCCCUUAAGGAUAAACUGCAGGAUUUGGCUGGGCACCACGCUGAUGUUAUGGAGACUUUGUCGCCGGAAGUGAGGAAGCGCGUUGAGACGCUUAAGGAAAUUCAGAGCCAACAUGAUGAGCUGGAGGCAAGGUUCCUUGAGGAGAGAGCUGCACUUGCAGCUAAAUACCAGAAACAGUACGAACCUUUAUAUACAAAACGAUUCGAAAUUGUGAAUGGUAUUGUGGAAGUUGAAGGAGUGACUGAUGUUUCAGUGGAGCAGGGAGAGGACAAAGCAAAUGAAGGUAAAGGUGUGCCCGACUUCUGGGUAACAGCAAUGAGGACUAAUGAGAUAUUAUCUGAGGAGAUCACAGAUCGUGAUGAAGAGGCUCUAAAAUAUCUCAAGGACAUCAAAUGGUGUAAGAUUGAUAGUCCCAAGGGUUUUAAGCUUGAGUUCUUCUUCGACACCAAUCCUUUCUUCAAGAAUUCUGUACUGACAAAAACAUACCAUAUGAUUGAUGAUGAUGACGAGCCCAUACUAGAGAAGGCCAUAGGGACGCAGAUUGAAUGGUAUCCUGGCAAAUGCCUGACUCAGAAGGUCUUGAAGAAAAAGCCGAAGAAGGGGGCUAAAAAUGCAAAGCCGAUAAUAAAGACUGAGAAAUGUGAGAGUUUUUUCAACUUCUUUAGUCCGCCAGAGGUUCCAGACGAUGAAGCUGACAUUGAUGAGGAUGAAGCUGAAGAACUCCAAAAUCUGAUGGAACAAGACUAUGACAUUGGCUCCACAAUUCGGGAUAAACUUAUUCCACAUGCUGUUUCUUGGUUUACUGGGGAGGCUGCUGAAGGCAACGAACUUGACAUGGUGGAUGACGAGGAUGAUGACGAGGAUGAUGAUGAAGAAGAUGAGGAUGAAGAUGAGGACGAAAAUGAUGACGAUGAUGAUGAAGACGAAGAGGAGGUCAAAAACAAGAAGCCUUCUGGACCAAAGAAAAUUACAAGAGCACAAAUUGCGGGAGGCCAAGAGGGGGAACGCCCUCCAGAAUGCAAGCAACAGUAGGACUCGGUUACAGAUAAACGGGACUGCGGAAAUUGGUUCUUUUUCCUUCUAUAUUAUGUCUCUUGCUUCGUUUUUUUUUCUCUCUUUAUGGAUGACAUCGGUUUUCUAUGGUGGUUGAGUGGAAUAUUUGAGAUUUGAGGGAUUACUGGAGAUGUAUUUUUGUUUGGUUUUUUUUGUCCAUCCAAUCUAUUUUCUCUGUAUUAUUACACUGAGUUGACGGUUUUUGCGGUUUUUGCGGUGCGUUUGUAUACCAGUCGAGCUUGAGUU